Molecule: messenger RNA, 3481 nt
Organism: Linum trigynum
Lineage: Eukaryota; Viridiplantae; Streptophyta; Magnoliopsida; Malpighiales; Linaceae
Source: the annotation of a GenBank genome assembly
CCCACUCAUGAUUUGGAGUUGGCAGCGGUGGUAUUUGCUCUCAAGAUUUGGCGACAUUAUUUGUAUGGUGAUGGAUUGAACUUAUAAAAGUUUAUGAUUGUACAAUUGAUUAUCAUCCAGGUAAAGCUAAUGUAGUUGCUGAUGCCCUAAGCAGAAAGGGGAAAAAGAAAAAUAUAAAUGAUCUGAUUGAUUUAAGCGCAAUGAAUGUUGAUUUGGAAGUGGAUGGUGUAACAGGGUUACUAGCUCGGUUGAAUAUCCGACCUUUGUUGCAUGACAAAAUUCGUGAGAAGCAGAAGGAGGACCCAGAGUUGGCAAAAAUCAUUCAAGACAUUGAGGAAGGAAAAGAAAUCCCAUUUGAAAUGGUAGAUGGCAUGUUGAAGAUGAAUGGAAGAGCAUGUGUUCCUAAUGUUGAUAACUUGAGGAAAGAGAUCCUAGAUGAAGCUCAUUCUUCUGCUUAUGCUAUGCACCCAGGAGCAACUAAAAUGUAUCACACGAUCAAACCAUAUUUUUGGUGGCGUGGGAUGAAAAAGGAAGCGGCUGAACAUGUUUACACAUGUGGGGUAUGUCAGAAAGUUAAGGCAGAACAUCAAGCUCCUGUGGGAAAACUACAACCACUUCCAAUUCCAGAAAGGAAGUGGGAAAGAAUCACAAUGGAUUUUGUAUAUGGUCUCCCAUCAUCAAGGGGAAAAGAUGCAGUUUGGGUUAUUGUGGACCGACUAACCAAAGCGGCUCACUUUUUACCCAUUAAAUGGAAACCAUCAUUGGAGACUUUGUCUCAACUAUAUAUUAAGGAGAUCAUCAGAUUGCAUGGUGUGCCAAUUUCUAUUGUCUCUGAUCGAGACCCGAGCUUCACAUCUCGGUUUUGGCAAAGUUUACAUGAUGCCUUUGGAACUAAACUGCAUUUUACUUCAGCUUAUCAUCCUCAAACAGAUGGGCAGAGUGAACGAACCAUCCUUACCUUGGAAGAGUUACUUCGAUCAUGUGUAAUGCAAUGGGAGGAAUCUUGGAUUGAUCAUUUGCCCCUAAUUGAGUUUGUUUACAACAACCAGUACCAUAAUAGCUUGGGUGUUCCACCAUAUGAAGCACUUUAUGGGAGGAAAUGCAGGACACCAUUAUGUUGGGAUGUAGAAGGAGCAAGGCAAAUCUCAGGGCCAGAGAUAGUUCAGAUCACAGUUGAUAAGGUCAAGGAAAUCAGGGAGUAUUUGAGGGUGGCUCAAGAUCAACAGAAAGUUUAUGUUGACACGAGUAGGCGUGAAGUUAAUUUCGAAGUGGGUGAGAAAGUAUUUCUCAAAGUUUCACCAUGGAAAGGGGUGAUGAGAUUUGGUAAGAAAGGAAAGCUUGCACCUCGAUAUAUUGGACCAUAUGAAAUCACAGAGAAGAUUGGACCAGUGGCUUAUAAGUUGGCAUUGCAUCCAGAACUAUCUCAAAUCCACAAUGUAUUUCAUGUUAGUAUGCUGAGGAGGUACAAAGUGGAUCCUUCCCAUGUUAUACAACCAGAAGAUAUCGAGUUGGGUCCAGAUUUGACAUUUAAAGAGGUUCCAUACGAGAUUGUUGAUUUUCAGAUUAAGACUCUUCGUAGGAAGGAAAUUCCAAUGUUGAAGGUGGUGUGGAGGAAUCAAGAAAGUGAGAGUGCUACCUGGGAGACUGAAGCAAGUAUGCGAGAGAAGUACCCUAAGUUAGUAGCAACCAACUUUGAAGGUUAACAAUCUCGCUUAAUAAGUUAUGUUUUAAACUUGCUAAUGUGCUUUUGUUGUGAUAGCCUAAUAUAGGUUUUUGAAACCUAAACAUGGGAACUUGAGCUGUUAUGUGUUUACCUUCUAUGCUAUGAAUCAGCUAACCAAAGAGUUAGGUGAUGGUUUAUCUACAAUAGACCAUGUCAAGGGUAAGUAAGCGGACUAAGGGUACAACUCAAGGUUAGAUUUCGGGGAUGAAAUCUUAUAAGGAGGGGAGAAUUGUAACAUCCCAUUUUGGCUAAACUCGUAUUAUGGUCGCUAGAAAAAUUUCACGAUUUAAAAUCGACUAUUUUGACAAUAUUUCGAUGAAAAUCGAAUUACCGAUCUAUCGGAUAAGUAUACUUAUUAAUUAUAUAUAAUAUAUAUAUAUAUAGAGUUACAUUAAGCACCGGUAUAUAUAAUUCACCCGUGUCCAUUCUUUUCCAUUAUCAUCUUCUUUUCUUCUUCCAUUCUAAGCCGAGAGAAACAGAGCGCUCGGCCAAAAAUUCCAAAGCUCAAAUCUUGAGUCCUAGUGAUCCAAAAAUCCCGUAAGUAAUGCCUAAUUCAUCUAUACAUCGUGAUUUAUCGAUUUAGAGCUUUGAAAUGAGUUUUUGGUGCAUGAAUUUCUUGAAUUUUCGAUAAGCCAAAUUAGGAUUUUGGAGUAUCCGGAAGCCGGAUUGAGCCCAAAUUUCAUAUACGAGCUUCCUGUAGUGAGGUAAUCAAUCCUUUAGUUCUAAUCCCUGAAUUUCGGCAAUUAUUUAGGUCGGGGUCCAAAUCGAUGAAUUUAGCUCCGGCCAGGGUUAGAUGUAUUUUUAUCGAGAAUUUGAUCCGGAGCCUAGAACUAACAUUGACGGGGACACUGCAGGGGAUAUUAGGACAAUCUCGGAUUUGGAUUCCGGGUUUGUUUGAGAAAGUGAAGUUGGGGUACGGGAGGCUAGAACCGGUGUUUGAACGACCAGAACUGGUGAGGGAUUAGCACGACAUACCGGGUUUGUCGUAUCACGAUAAUUAUAUUGAUUCUUAAAUUGACCUAGGUGAAUUAGAAUGGCAUGAUUAGGGGUGUAUGGACUUUUAUGCUAUAUGAUGAACCAUGGAUUGUAUGAUAUUAUUGACUUUCCAUAGCCGAUAUGGACCUUGUUUAUGUUGAUGAUUGCAUACAUGUUGCCAUUUGUGGCUUAACCGUUGAUAUGACUUCAUGGUUGUUUGAUCAGGUGUUUUGACAUGUUGUGAUAUUGUGGUUGUAUUUGGAUUCCCAAGUGGGGGAAAUAAACUUCCCAGGGUGAUAUUAUGAUGUUUAAGGAGGAUGACUUGCAAGAGGGUUUAUCCCGAGGAAGUGCAAUUAUAUGUCUCCUGAUUUACCUAUGUUGAGAGCCAAUUAUGGCCAGGUCAAGUACAUGUGCAAGUAAUGAAUUAUCAUUAAGCAAGAUGAGAUAUGAAUCAUGUAUAAGGAUACCAAAUAUGAGUGUUGUGGUCUCACGGUGAACUACAUAGUAAUUACGGCUCCCUAUGCUAUAAGUACUCUAGUAUGAUAUGUAGUAUAGGCACACCUCUCAUGUGGUGGUGACUGAAGAAUUCUUACGAGAUAUGACCACACCCAGAGCGGUGUCGGGGUAUGACUACACCCAUAGUGGUGUGGGGUAUGUAUGACCACAUCCGAUGGGAUGUUGGGGUAUGUAUGACUACAUCCGACGGGAUGUGGGGUAUGUUUCUCGAGAGAGUUAUUAGCAUGGGAGUAGCUAGGCGCCUAUAAGUAAAACAUGAUAAGAUGC